CAUACCAGGUAUUCUAAUUAUUACUGUGUGUUCUCUUUUGAGCUUUAAGCCGAAAAAUUGUUAUUAUUUGAAACAAAUAACAAUUCGCAUUUAAGAAAAUCUUUCUUGUAUUACUGCUAUACUAAUGUGUUUAGUUCGUAUUAUUAGUAGUUGAAAGAUAGAAUUAAUUAAAAGUCGACGCCACUGCAUUGUCGAAAUUUCUCUUUUUGAUCACCUGUAUUUUUUGACAUAACAUUCGACGUUCUUUUUAAUUACGUACUGGGGGCAAAAAUGAUGUUUUCCUUUAAUAUAUGUAACCUUCAUUUUUAUUGCUUCAUCAUUUCUUUAAUGUUGAAUUCAUAUUGAAAAAAAAUGUUAUGUAUGUAUAUGUAAUGCUUACGUAACACGUGAGAUCUUAAACCAGUAAAUAUUUUUCAAACAAAUAUGAUUUUAUAGUUAAAAUAAUAUUUCAAUAGGGAAUAUUUUGAAAAACAUAAAUGCGACUGGAAACGCUCAAGAUUUAGCAGAACGAAUUUGGAGAGAAUCUAAAAGAUAUUAUUUCUUAAGUUCUGUUAAACCCCUAGAUGAUUAUAACAUUGUUAACCUAGUAAAUGAAACAUGUGUUAUAAUUGUUUGCUCUACUACUGGAGAAGGUGACGAACCCGAUAAUAUGAAAAAAUUUUGGAGGUUUUUAUUACGAAAAAAUUUAUCUCCAAGUUCUCUUUCGAAUCUAAGAUUUGCGGUAUUUGGAUUGGGCGAUUCUAGUUAUACUAAGUACAAUUUUGCUGCAAAGAGACUUUAUAAAAGAUUAUUGCAGUUGGGAGCUAAUCAAUUAUUACCAUUAGGAUUAGGAGACGAUCAGCAUGAUUUAGGUUAUGAUGCAGAAGCUGAUCCUUGGAUUGAAAAAUUAUGGAAUACUUUAUUACAAUUGUAUCCACUACCUUCAACGGUUCAACCACUGCCAAAAAAUUAUAAAGUAGAACCAAGAUGGAAGAUAUUUAGUGGUAUUAUUAAUAAUGAAAGUAAAAUAAACAUAAGGCAUAAAUCUAUUUAUUCUGUGAUUAAAAAACCAAAUGAUUUCACUGCUAGAAUUAUUCAGAAUAAAAGAAUUACAGCUUCUAAUCAUUUUCAGGAUGUUAGAUUAAUAAAAUUAAAAUGCGAAAAUCAACAAUACUCACCUGGAGAUGUGGUAGUUUUAAGACCAAGAAAUCUAAAGUGGAAAAUACAAGAAUUUUAUGAUGUACUUACUACUAAUGGUGUUAAAAUCACCCCGGAAACUAAAAUCACCGUCGAACAAAAUGACCCAACCAUGAAAGUACCGGAAGUAUUAACCCAAGAAGUUACAUUUGAAGAAUUGUGUUCUGAAUAUUUUGAUCUAAUGUCCAUACCGAGAAGAUACACUUUCCAAAUUUUAGCUCAAUUAACUGAUAGCGAAUUAGAAAAAGAAAAAUGUCUAGAAUUUACAACAGCCGAAGGACAACAAGAUUUAUAUUCCUACACUUACAGACCAAAGAGAAACAUCGUGGAAGUUUUACAAGAUUUUCCACACGCUACUAAAAACUUGAAUCUUGAAAUACUUCUGGAAAUCAUACCGCCUAUUAAACCUCGAGAAUUUUCAAUAGCCAGUAGUUGUAGGGCUCAUGUAAAAGAAAUACACGUUCUAUUAGCCGUGGUUAAAUAUAAAACUAAAUUAGCUAAAGAGAGGUAUGGCUUGGGAUCUAAUUUUUUAGCUGGAUUGAAAGAAGGUGAUGAAAUAACCGGAUGGGUUAAAAAAGGAAGUUUCAAGUUUCCAUCUGAUCCGAAUAUUCCUGUAAUAAUGGUAGGACCAGGAACGGGAGUAGCACCAUUUCGUAGCUAUAUAUUUGAACGAUGCUUAGAGGAUGAUAGCAAUGAAAAAAAUUUAUUUUUAUUCUUCGGCUCCCGUUACAAAGAUAAAGAUUAUUUAUGUAAAGAAGAUUUUGAAGAUAUCAGUAACAAGCAGAAAUUAAAUUUGAUUACAGCUUUUUCUAGAGAACAGGAUGAAAAAGUGUACGUGCAAGAUAAAAUAAAAGAAAAUAAACAUUUGGUGUGGGAUGCCUUAAAACAGAAUGCUCACAUUUUUGUGGCAGGUAGUGCUAAAAACAUGCCCAAAGAUGUCAGAAGGGCUUUUGUUGAGGUUUGUCAAGAAUGUGGUAACAUGGAAGAGGAAGAAGCCAACACGUAUAUAGGAAAAUUGGAAAAGAAUGGACGUUACCAAACAGAAUGUUGGUCAUAAUCAUAAAAUCGUUUAUUUUGUUUUUUUUUUGGUAUCAAAAACUUGAAAACUUAUAAUUAUCUCACUGUUUGGAAAAGUUAUUUCAAAAAUUGGAAAAGAGUGGACGUUAUCAAACAGAAUGCUGGUCGUCGUAAAAAAAUGUUUAUUGUUGUGAAUAAAAAUGUUCGUUUUAUCA
Molecule: messenger RNA, 2408 nt
Organism: Diorhabda carinulata
Lineage: Eukaryota; Metazoa; Arthropoda; Insecta; Coleoptera; Chrysomelidae
Product: NADPH-dependent diflavin oxidoreductase 1
Exons: 7
Coding region: 650-2233 (527 amino acids)
Cellular component (GO): cytosol
Molecular function (GO): NADPH-hemoprotein reductase activity; flavin adenine dinucleotide binding; FMN binding
Source: RefSeq, a predicted model, not a curated record